AUGGGGAGUGGUGGUAAAUUGGCGGCGGCGGUGGUGGUGGUGGUUUUCGGAGUGUUGAUGCUGCUAUCAUUGGCGGCGACUCUAUCUUAUGCCAUAGACUGCAGCACCGUGACGUCGCUGGUGUCAGCCUGCGCGGCCUUCGUCACGUACGGUACACCGGACCCUUAUCCUGGAUCACCAUGCUGCGAUGCUAUGAAGAGCCUCAACAGUAUUGGGUAUUCUCUUGAAGAAAGGAAAUUGGUUUGCAGAUGCUUAAUGGGCCUCAUUACUACUUACAACCCUAAUGCCACUGCUGUAGCCACCUUGCCUGGUUUCUGUGGUGUCUUUCUUGGCUUCACCAUUGAUCCUAACACCGAUUGCAACUAGUCUCUCUCUCU
Molecule: messenger RNA, 377 nt
Organism: Cornus florida
Lineage: Eukaryota; Viridiplantae; Streptophyta; Magnoliopsida; Cornales; Cornaceae
Product: putative non-specific lipid-transfer protein 14
Exons: 1
Coding region: 1-366 (121 amino acids)
Biological process (GO): lipid transport
Cellular component (GO): membrane
Molecular function (GO): lipid binding
Source: RefSeq, a predicted model, not a curated record